Fusarium proliferatum ET1 is the source of this 831-nucleotide messenger RNA. RefSeq lists its product as uncharacterized. NCBI's taxonomy places the organism in Eukaryota, Fungi, Ascomycota, Sordariomycetes, Hypocreales, Nectriaceae. The record is from RefSeq and is a predicted model, not a curated record. Bases 1 to 831 code for a protein of 276 amino acids. The transcript is spliced from 2 exons.
AUGGAUGUUGACGUCCAAUGCACAAUCUGCGGUUCCAACGCUCGCCGAUGCGCCCGCUGCCAUUCCGCUGCAUACUGUUCCCUUGAAUGCCAGCAAACUGAUUGGCGCACACAUCGCCUUCUCUGCGCCAAGUUUGCAGAGCAAGCCCAACGCGGCUUUGCCAGUCGGCCAUCUCCGUCGCACUAUCUUGCUAUUUUCUUCCCUAUGGACCAGAACCGGCCUUCUCUUGAGUGGGUAGAUACCAAGAAGGAUGAGUACGAGGUCAACCCUUACUUCCACCCAGUCCUGGACCAACUCCUGCAUAUCCCUGGAAACGGAUACAUCGGGCGCGACUUGCGCCAGGUGCGAGGCAAUGUUCUCCGUGGAAGACCCAGCACGCAGGAUACCCUCAACCUUUGGUUCCUCGAUCCGGACGUGCCACCCCAUAAUAUGGCAACAAACAAGGCAAUCCAUGGUACAAUCCCAACCCUAAUUAGCGAUACAUGGGGUGACUUUAUCUGGAAGGGCCCGGUCGUCGCAGUCAUGAGGAAGGGAACCGGAUUUGAACCACGCCACUCCACCGACAUCACCCUCACUGCCUACCGCGAUGCCAUAGACUACCUGGGCUAUUAUAGGGACACAGUCGGUAGCAUGAUUGAACCCGGCCAAGAAGACCAUUUCUCUAGGCUCGUGCUAGCCGACAGGACCUCCAAGGUUGUUGGUGUCCGUAUCAAUUGUCUCCGCGAUCAGAUCAGCCGACAGGAGCCACAGAUAGUGGAAGUAACUGUGCCCAAGACGCACCCUCUUUUUAACCUAGAGGUCUUACAGCAACAAUCAAUCCAACGACGAUGA